AUGUCAAGUCGUCGACACUUGAACUUCUUCAUCGUCGCAUGUCUCUUCACACUCUUCGUCAUCUUCCUACGCGUCGAUUUGGGGAGCAACAACGUCGCAAAGCAGGUCAAGGGGGACGUCGAGACAUGGGUCGAAGGCCUGCGUGAUCCAGAAAAGCCGAAAGAGAAACCCAAACCAACCCCGAAAUAUAAACCGACACCGACCUAUACUCCGUCCCCUGUUCGAGACCCAUUUCCCCUCCUGGCAACUUCGACGCCGCCUCCUGUCCCACGAUGGAACCAAGCCCGAGCGAACCUCCACAAGGAUUAUGACCUGCCAGUACCACCUCCCCUGCUUAUCGGCUUCACGCGCACCUGGCCCAUCCUCCUGCAAGCAGUCGUCUCGUAUAUCACGGCAGGAUGGCCACCCGACCAGAUCUACGUUGUUGAGAACACCGGCGUUCAAAUGGCCAACUUUCGUGACCAGCUGUCCCUCCAAAACCCCUUCUACCUGAAUCACACCCAGCUGAAGAAGCUGGGCGUCAACGUCGUCCAGACCCCUGUCCUUCUCAACUUCGCACAGCUCCAGAACUUCUACCUGUCUAUGGCCAAUACCCACAGCUGGCCCUACUACUUCUGGUCUCAUCAGGAUGUGCUCACUCUGUCGUUCGAAGAAGGGUUUGAAGGGGUCACCCCACCCUAUGACAAACCCGGCUACAAGACCGUGUACGAGCUGGGCUGCCAAUGGCUCGAUGAGGCGCGCAAGAAUGAUAGUAGGUGGGCCGUACGAUUCUUCGCAUACGAUCACCUGGCCCUGGUGAAUCCAAAGGCGUACGAGGAAGUCGGGGGGUGGGAUACGCUCAUUCCUUACUAUCUGACCGACUGCGAUAUGCACAGCCGGUUGCUCAUGUCGAAUCUGAGCAUGAUCGAUAGACAUGCAGGAACCGUCACCGAUACCAGCACCGCACUGAACGAUCUCAUCGCUCUUUAUCGCGACCCAAACGUUGUCCCCGAUUUCACGGACCCCAACCCACCUGCACCGGCCCCAGAGCCAGACACCAUAUCAAAACGCACGCCAACUCCCAAAAGCACCGAACCCGAAGAUCCGAAUCUGGCAUACUACCACUCUCUCCGCCACGUGUCUGACCGCAUGUUCCACUACAAACACGGCGACCGAGGUCGAAACACCUGGCAGCAGGGACAGCACGGCGGGGUGGGGGAGCCGUUCUACUACCCGGCGGCCGGCUUCGCGGAGGCGAUCGACGUCCUGACCGAGGCGGGGCGGGAGGUGUUCCGCCGAAAGUGGGGGCACCGGGACUGCGACCUGAUUUCGGGCGCGGGCCUUCGGCCGGGCGACGCAUGGCUCGUCGAGAAAGAUUGGUCGGACUAG
This is a messenger RNA of Diaporthe batatas, 1368 nucleotides long. RefSeq lists its product as uncharacterized. The transcript has a single exon. Bases 1 to 1368 code for a protein of 455 amino acids. The record is from RefSeq and is a predicted model, not a curated record. Lineage: Eukaryota; Fungi; Ascomycota; Sordariomycetes; Diaporthales; Diaporthaceae.